Messenger RNA from Amphibalanus amphitrite, 467 nucleotides. RefSeq lists its product as uncharacterized. The transcript is spliced from 3 exons. The record is from RefSeq and is a predicted model, not a curated record. NCBI's taxonomy places the organism in Eukaryota, Metazoa, Arthropoda, Thecostraca, Balanomorpha, Balanidae. The coding region runs from base 39 to 467 and encodes 142 amino acids.
CAAUAGAAACAGUAGCGUCACAAUCAACGUCGUCUCAAAUGACGGCAUCAAAAACAGUGACAGCCGAAAUGACGACGUCUCAAGCGACAGCAGAAAUAGAAGGUGCCGACACAACGGCGUCACUGUCCACAGCACCACAAACGUCUGCGUCACAAACGUCUCCACCUCAAACACAAUCGUCUCAGCCGACGCCAGCAGAAAUGACAGAAAAAAGCACAAAAAUCGACCUGACGCUGUCGCAAACAACUGCUCGAACGACAGCGUCGCAAGCGACAGAGUCACAAAUGCAAUCGUCUCAGCCGACGACGGUAAAAAUUACAGAAACUGACACGAUUGCCGCCGCAAGGGACAACGUCACCAGCGACGGUGCUUCAAACAGCAACAGCAGAGACCUGGGGGACCGAAACGAGGCCAACCGAAACAACGGAGGCUCCGAGAGCACAGUCAACAGCGUCGGAAACUACUAG